AUGCGUUGCUCUAUUGUCCUGACAACUGCAUUUGCUAUCUUUGCUUCUUCAGCUUUUGCUGCCCCACCUUCUCUUCCAUCAGCUGAAUUACAGCAACUCAAAAAAAACUUGGCGAAGGCUGCAUCUGAUGGUAAGAAGAUCAGCACUUACCAUAUCCAUGUCGUUCAUCGCCAACCUGAGCAACAACAGCAACAAAAGCCAAAGGCGCAGCUACAACGCAGAGGCUAUCUUGAAAUGAGCAAUAUCGACCCUUCCAUACUGGAUGAAGUAGCGGAAAGCCCUAUCUUGAACACUUUAUUGGACAAAUACGGUGAAAAACAAACUACUGACUAUGAUAAAGAACCUGAUAUCGCGGACAAUGCAUCCAAAACUGUAGAAAGUGAAGCAGAAGAUCACGAACAAUUACGUCGUCGACAACUUGAUGGGUUACCUUUGGCAGAUCUAUUAGGACUCCUUUCAGGUGCUGGUCUCUUCUGA
Messenger RNA from Mycotypha africana, 477 nucleotides. RefSeq lists its product as uncharacterized. Lineage: Eukaryota; Fungi; Mucoromycota; Mucoromycetes; Mucorales; Mycotyphaceae. The record is from RefSeq and is a predicted model, not a curated record. The transcript has a single exon. The coding region runs from base 1 to 477 and encodes 158 amino acids.